AAUACCCUUCUUGUUUUUCCAAACAGAGAAAACGUUUAUAAUUUGAGCGUAUUGAGCAAAACCCUAACGAAUGAAUGAAAGAAGAACGAUUUUGUGAAUUCCGACGGCGAAAACGCAAACGACAGAGGAAAGCAAAGGGUAAAUCUUUUUUCAAACGACCGAGGGAACCAAAGAUUAAAUCUUUUUUCGAAGAACAGAGAAAACGGAUCGGCAGAAGGAGAUUUGAAGACCAGAGGGUGGAAGAGGUGAAUGAAUGUCAACCCUUUUCAGAAAUACCGUCUGCCUUGUUAUGUGAAAUUCUGGGUAGGCUUCCGAUUAAGGCAUGUUUAACUUGUAAGCUUGUUUGCAAAGAAUGGUACCAUGUCGUAAUUGGUCCAGAAUUCUCUUCUUUUCGCCGCCAUCGUACAUCCUCUCGGUUUUCCAUCUUGCUCUAUGAUAGCUCUGGUGCUGAUGUGGGGCAUAAUUUCAAUUUGAUUGAGCUUGAAAAGAGGUUUGAUUUCAAUGUUAAGGGUAAACGUUUUGUGGGUGUUGCUGAUUUCUUUAGGUUUAAGCAAAAAAUUGAUCGCUCUAGUAAGAUAUGGCAUCUGAAGUCUCAUUGCAAUGGGGUUGUUUGUUUCGCAAGAGGAAAGGUAGACUUUUUCGUAUGCCAUUUGCUCGCGGGCCAGUGUGUGAAGUUACAGAAUUUGGAUCAAGUGAGGAAUCUCUCUCUUUAUAUCCCUCGAUGUCAACUAGGGUGUUGCCCGGUGUCUGGACAAUUCAAGGUUCUCCUUCUGUUUUGGGACGCAAAGAUGAAGAUUCAACUAGCAAAAAUACAGACUUUGGGUGACGGUGAAUGGAGGAGCGUGGGCUACGCACCCUUAAAGAUUAUGAUGGAUGGAUGUCUUCUGAACGGGUCUAGUCAUUGGCCCGAUCACAGCUAUAUAUGGUCGUUUGAUUUUGGUAAGGAAGAGUUUUCACAAAUCUCAUUACCCAAUGAUGUCAAUAAUGGAUCCCAUAAAAAGGCGAAUAGAAACUUAAGCGCUUUCAACUCAUGCCUAUGCUUGAGCUGUUCCCCAAGAGAUUCUAGUAGAGGCGAGAUCGACAUAUGGGUAAUGCAGGAAUAUGGUGUGAAAGAAUCUUGGGUGAAGCAAUUUGUCAUAGUUGGUGGUUCAUGGAGUGUGCCUGUAAUGCAGUUGGAUAAAGGAAUGAUACUCGUAAGGACGGGAGAUAACUUAUACGUAUAUGAUCCACAAACCAAGCUUUCCGAUGCAGUAGAGUUCCAGCAGAAUGGGGCUCUUAGCUGUGGAGACAAUGUGGUGUUGUCUGUGGGAUUUGAUGUAAGCUUCUCGAGGUUUUAAAAACUCACCUAUACACUAAUCUUACUUUUUGCCUCGGUCGUUAUUUAUUGAUUCGCUUGAUUAUUCGAGAGCUUAUUUGAGCUAACUUAAAUAACGAUAUAAACUGCUUACUGUUUGUUUCAGCCUCUUAAUGGUUCAGAUGUCUGAAUGGUUAAGAGAUUUGCCUCUGAAUGGUUAAGUAUUAUACAGAGUCUGAAUGGUUAAGACCUCUUAUCUGAAUUGAUCAGACAUUUGCCUCUGAAUAGUUAAGCAAUAUACUAGCUCUUAAUGGUUCAGACCUCUUACUGGUUCAGCACUUAAUGGUUCAAACCUCUUACUGGUUCAGCACUUACCGAUUCAGAAGUUGCCAAACAGCCCCUAAGACCUCUUNCUGUUUGUUUCAGCCUCUUAAUGGUUCAGAUGUCUGAAUGGUUAAGAGAUUUGCCUCUGAAUGGUUAAGUAUUAUACAGAGUCUGAAUGGUUAAGACCUCUUAUCUGAAUUGAUCAGACAUUUGCCUCUGAAUAGUUAAGCAAUAUACUAGCUCUUAAUGGUUCAGACCUCUUACUGGUUCAGCACUUAAUGGUUCAAACCUCUUACUGGUUCAGCACUUACCGAUU
Cuscuta campestris is the source of this 1934-nucleotide messenger RNA. NCBI's taxonomy places the organism in Eukaryota, Viridiplantae, Streptophyta, Magnoliopsida, Solanales, Convolvulaceae. The record is from the annotation of a GenBank genome assembly.